GAGAGGGGUGGGGGGGUGGGGCACUUACGAUUAGCCCAGCGUUGAUCCUUUGGGAGCAGAUGGUGAAUGGUGGCUUAUCUAGAUGCCCUGAGUCCAAGUAGUUAACAGCAGCGUGUUGCAAGACGUAACACAGUUUAAAGGAGUCUGUCAAGCAAAGCUCAUGAAACAAAACUGAAGCGAUACAGGUUGAGGUCAGACCUUUGUGAGAAGACGGGAUGUUGCUGAGCUGUGCUGCUCUGGUUCUGCUGCUCUGUGUGCAACGUCUGCACAGCUCUGCUCUUCCUGCCGUGUCCUCCUAUGAGUUCACAGCCUGCAGGAUGCAACAGUACAACCUGGCACAGCAGAAACAUGGUUGUCGUGGGGCUAUAGUGGUGGCUGAGGCGCGCUCAGCAGAGGAACCUUUUCUGACUCGCCGCUGUGUCAUCAUGAAGGUCCAGGACUUCACCACAGAAAAAUACUUGGAGGCCCAGAGACAGAACGCUGCUGCUUUUUUAAUCCUGCUGCCCCAAAAUAUUUCCAGCAUUCCUCAUGACACAAUACAGUCCUUUAUGGCAAGUGAGAGCGAAGCCUUGCAGAAGGAAACAAUGAUUCCUUUGUACGUAGUACCAGAAAGUGAGCAUCUGCUCUGCAUGUAUGAAGAGGUAAAGCAGGCUGCAGCCUCCCGGACAUCAUCCAUAUUUGUCAGAGUUCUUCGAAGCAUGGUCACCGCUACAGCUUUUCAGAUCUUAGUGAGCAACAAUGCUCCCAUUAGACCCAUCACUGACACUUCUAUAGUCACAUUAGAGGGAGUGUUGCCUGGAGCAGAAGAAGAUGCUCCCACCAUCGUCAUCACCGCUCACUAUGACUCAUAUGGGCUGGCCCCGUGGUUAUCGUUUGGGGCUGACUCUAACGGCAGUGGGGUCACCAUCCUGCUGGAGUUGGCUCGUCUCUUCCAGAAGCUGUAUAGCAGCUCUAGCACCAGACCUCAAUUUAAUUUGAUGUUUUCCUUGACUGGAGGAGGAAAGUACAACUUCCUCGGCACAAAGAGGUGGAUUGAAGAGAAUCUUGAUCAUGCCGAGUCUAGCCUGCUUCAUGACAACGUUGCAUUUGUUUUGUGUUUGGACACACUGGCCAAGGGCGAUGAGCUGUACAUGCAUGUGUCUCGCCCGCCAAAGCCGGACACUGCUGUGCACUAUUUCAUUCAGCAGCUGGAGGAGGUGGUUUACUCCAGAUUUCCCUGGGUGAAGGUGGGAUUGGUUCACAAGAAGAUCAAUCUGGUAGAGUCCACUGUAGCCUGGGAGCACGAGCGCUACAGCCUACGGAGGAUUCUGGGAUUUACUUUGUCUCAUUUGGAGGAUCCCAAAUCUGAACUCCGUGGAUCUAUAUUGGACACGAUGUCCCAAGUGGAUUUUAGGAAACUUAAACGUAAUGGCAUCAUCAUAGCUGAAGCACUGGCACGAUACAUGUAUAAUCUUUCUGAUAAGGGUUCACCAAAGGAUGUGCAGGUUUUUAAAGGUCAUUUGGACUUUCAGGACAGUCGAAUGUCCAGUCUCAUGUCCUUUUUGACAUCAGUCCCUCGGGCCACUCAGCUGCUGGAUAAGGAACCUGGUCACAUGCUGCUGGUCAACUCAAUGGAGCACGAGUUCAGACGGUACCUGCAGCAGGUCCACAGACACACCUUCAGACAGGACAAAAGGGACCCUGACAUCACCUUUUACGAUCAAAUGAACCAACCAGUAGUGAUGUACAGGGUAAAACCAGCAGCAUUUGACCUCUUUCUGGGUGGAUGCAUCGCUGCGUAUCUGGGGGUUGUUUACUAUGGAAUCCAGAACUUUGGAUAUCUGUACACACAGCUGAAGGCAGCAGUAAAAACAAAGCAGAAGUAAUCGGCAACUUUGAAGUCUGCCCGGCACUUUUUUGGACUUGCUGUGCAACAGUUCCCUUCCUCAUAGCAAUUGUGUGAAUUUAUUCUGAAAUGUUGGAUGAUUUUUAAACAUUUUUGUACAUGUCUUAGAAAGGAAUAAAACAAUUAGCCACUAAAACUGAAAGAA
Messenger RNA from Nothobranchius furzeri (turquoise killifish), 2030 nucleotides. RefSeq names its product Nicalin-1-like. The record is from RefSeq and is a predicted model, not a curated record. Gene Ontology annotation, cellular component: endoplasmic reticulum membrane. NCBI's taxonomy places the organism in Eukaryota, Metazoa, Chordata, Actinopteri, Cyprinodontiformes, Nothobranchiidae. Gene Ontology annotation, biological process: regulation of signal transduction.